GAGCGAGGCAGGGCCAAGGACACAAGUGCGCGGGUGGAUCCAGCGUGGUCGAAGCGCUGGAUUGUAACAAGACGAGAAACGAACGUGGGCCGACGAGUCGCGACGCGCGAGGCGGCUCGACUUGCGUCCAAGAAUAUACGAACUGUUGCCUGGGGAUUUCUCACAUGGGGGUGGAAGCCAAGGAACACAAACGCCGGAUGCUGCUGCACUCGAUGGCAGCAUUAGCCCGGAGUAGUAUGAAUACGAACGCAGGAAGUGGCUCAACUGAACUAACGACGACUGUGGCUGUGACGACUAGCGGAGGCGACGCCGCCCUUUCUGCUAGCUUAUCAACGUUGCCAUUGCCGCGUUCCACACAACAUAACGAGUCUACAUUGGGCAAGGAAGCCCCGAGAAGCGGUCCUUGCAUCCUUCCCAGCGCUCAUCAACCACGCAUGGCUCCACUGAUGUCCCAGUUGAGAAUAUCGCAGUCUUCUCCGCGACUUGUAGGUACUUCGGUGGUCGAAAGUGGAGCUACAGUUGUAGUGGAUCAUGAUCUCGAAGUUGAAGAUGUUGAAGACGAUAACGAGAACAGUACUAAGCCGUCCAGAGGUCCAAGCGGCAGCAGAUUCGUUCCCCCAAGACGUGCAAUGAGUGCACUGGAGACUUCGAGUGAUCACACGAGCGACGAGUCCAUCAUGUACGCAGUAGCACUGCUCCGCAAACUCCAGCGACAUGCCUGUGACAGUGAACGUGGCGUGGCUGCAGUGCAACGCGAGGAGCUCGACCAGAUCCUGCACGGUUUCUCACGUGCUCUCGAGACUGUGACCUCGACUUGGGACGAACGGAGCGUUGAGAACACGAUGCAGAAGCUGUUUGACACGCACUCGAAUGUGUUUGAUGAAAGCAUGCAGAACUUUUUCAUCCAGAACUUCCUGCAUGAGUCGGAAAGCGCCAAAACCUUCCGUACUGCACUGCGUCGCACCAGCAUGUUGCGUCGCUGUCUGCUAGCAAUGUAUCAAUCUGACCAAGGGGGAAAAGACAGCAAUAGCGACGACAAAGGAACCGCUGCACGCCGGUGGGGAGAAGCAGUAGCACGAGUCAUGAAGCAAAAGGAAGAGGAACGUCGUCGCUUCUCAAUUGAAGUUUGCCCUGAAAUCACGAAUCCAUCCAUAGUACUCGCGGUGCAGAACGAGAUCGCCAACAUCAAUAACUGGAACUUUGAUGUGUUUGCGGUACGCUGCUGCUGUUGCGUCAAUGCUCUAACUUCCAUGCUGAUUGUGGUGACCUCUUUUGAUUCGCGUAGAUUGCGGCAGCAGUUCCAGGUCAAACGCUGUGCAUCGUCGGGAAUGCACUACUGGAGCAGUAUGAAUUCUGUUGUCACUUUCGAACAACCAAAACGCGCGUCCAAUCGCUGUUACGGCAGUACGUUUCAACAGUCGAUGUGCCAUGAUAUGUGGCCUGUUGCUCAUCCAUCUACAUGCGUGGUUUUGCCAACUCUUCCCAGUGUCCAACGCAGGUAUCACGCCCAUCCAUAUCACAAUGCCGAGCAUGCAGCGGACGUCGCGCAAACUUUGCACCAUUUUCUGUCUGUCGGAAAUCUGGGCAGCUUGUUCACUGAGCGAAUCAAGUGCACCGCACUUCUGGCAGCAAUUAUACACGACGUCGUAAGUGCUGCUGCAUCCUGGAUUGGGUCGCUAAUGUGCAGGAAUCUCACAGAAUUGUGCCAUCGAUUUCCAGGGUCACACAAGCUACAGCAACAAUUUCCACAUUACGGUCAACGACGACUUGGCCGUAAGAUAUGUGUACCGCUCUCCACUCGAGCACAUGCACUGUGCAUUGGCCUUCCAAUUGAUGAAGGAUCCGCAAUGCAACAUUCUACAAGGUCUCACAAAGAUCGAGCAGCACGAGGUCCGUAAUUUGAUCACUGACAUGGUCUUAGCCACCGACAACAGCGUUCAUUCCGCAUACUUGGGCAAGCUUGAAAACCUCGUGAGGAGGUAAGUCAGCAUCACAUCCAAGCUUGCAACGCAGCUGUGCCUUGACCAUAUUUGCAUCACUGCAGAGCAACUGAAGAAGGAUGGAAAGCUGCCGACCCAGAGGACGAUCGACUGGUGUUGCAGAUGGCAUUGCACGCGGCAGACGUGUCCAACCCGACUAAGUCGUUGCGCACCUACCUCAUCUGGACCGGGCGCAUUCAACAGGAAUUCUACGAGCAGGGCGACAAGGAGCGCGAGCUGCUGCUUCCCGUGAGUAUCGGAUACGAUCGCGAGCAGCCCAUUCCGCUGGAAAAGAUGCAGGCUGGCUUCAUUAUCGGCAUUGUGCGGCCGCUCUUCCUGUCGUUGAGUCACCUGCCCAGCGCUCGUCUGGAUCACUGCAUGGCACAACUGGACGCCAACCUGGCGCAUUGGCAGGACGAAAUCAACCGCAACCAGCCACCUCCGUCUCCUCCUAAGCCUGUAGUCUCUUCGAACGAAGCAGCAGACGCAGGCAUGCCCGUUGUCAUCGCCGUCGACAGCUCAUAGUGCGGCGAGCAUCCGUAGUCCAUAGGUAGGCUAAUUUAUGAGACCGACACUUUUACAAAACAAUAAUUCGUUUAACUCCGAAUGUGUUUUUAGCCA
This is a messenger RNA of Phytophthora nicotianae INRA-310, 2600 nucleotides long. RefSeq lists its product as hypothetical. Gene Ontology annotation, molecular function: 3',5'-cyclic-nucleotide phosphodiesterase activity. The transcript is spliced from 3 exons. NCBI's taxonomy places the organism in Eukaryota, Oomycota, Peronosporomycetes, Peronosporales, Peronosporaceae. The record is from RefSeq and is a predicted model, not a curated record. Bases 165 to 1898 code for a protein of 577 amino acids. Gene Ontology annotation, biological process: signal transduction.